AUUAAUAUCAUAACCCAGGGGUUGGGGGAAAAUUUACCCUAUUCAAAAAAGGACCGACGUCUCCUUCUUCACUUCGACUACUGGUUUUGCCCUAAUUUUCGGUGAAUUCCUCUUGCCUCUGUGUAACUAACAGUUAGGUGAAUCCCCCCAACUCCAUCAACUUCUGCGGCCGCCGCCAAGAUUCAAGAAUCGACGCUGCUUUCGCUCCCUGUUCUAUAUUGACCGGUUUCAUUAUUCUUAAAAAAUGUCAUCCCUAAAGAAUGCAAUUCCUCGACGGGCUCAUAAGGAGCGAGCUCAACCGCACUCGAGGAAGAAAUUUGGGCUUCUUGAGAAGCAUAAGGAUUAUGUUGUUCGUGCUAAAGCUUAUCACCAGAAAGAGGAGACUUUACGGAGACUCAAAGAGAAAGCUGCAUUUAGGAAUCCAGAUGAGUUUUACUUUAAGAUGAUCAAAACAAAAACUGUUGGUGGAGUCCAUCGACCAGAGAGUGAGGCAAACAAAUACACUCAAGAAGAAUUAAUGUUAAUGAAGACCCAAGAUAUAGGAUAUAUUCUUCAGAAGCUACAAAGUGAAAAAAAUAAAAUUGAAAAAUUAACUACCAUGUUGCACUCUCUGGAUAAUAAUCCGGCAAACAGACAUGUGUACUAUGCCGAAAACAGGGAAGAGGCUAAACAAAUAAAGUCUCAAUCUGAAAGAAAGGGUAUUGUGCCUGCAUCUGAGGACAUUCCUGAUCAUAUUAAGAGGAAGACUGCUGCUUCCUAUAGAGAACUAGAAGGGAGGAGAAGUCGAGUACAAGAGUUGGAAAAAUUAUAUAUGGAUAUGGCAUUGCAGAAGGAAUUACAGAAGAAGGGUCGGAAACGCAAGCUCCGUGAGGAAGAGAUUGUAUCCCCAACAUCCCGACCAGUAUACAAGUGGCGGUCAGAAAGAAAACGGUGAAGAAGUGUAUGUUUUGUAGGGAAUUUGGUGAAUUAGAUUUAAAUUUAUGUUUUGGAGAAUUAUUAGAUUUAGGACUAGGCAGUUGAAGUAAAAGUUCAAGUUGGUGGGAUGUAUUAAUUACCAUGUCUAAGUGUAGUCAAUGUAGUUUUUAUGUCUAGCUUGACAAUAGUAAAAUUUUCUAUGUUAACUGUGUCUGUGGUAUAAUUUUUGGGUUUCUAAGUGUUGUAAUUUGGUGAAUUACUGCUCUGCCCUAUAGGAAAUAAAAUUUUGGUGGUU
Pistacia vera is the source of this 1210-nucleotide messenger RNA. Its product is annotated as probable U3 small nucleolar RNA-associated protein 11. The record is from RefSeq and is a predicted model, not a curated record. Gene Ontology annotation, cellular component: small-subunit processome; nucleolus. Gene Ontology annotation, biological process: rRNA processing. Lineage: Eukaryota; Viridiplantae; Streptophyta; Magnoliopsida; Sapindales; Anacardiaceae. The transcript is spliced from 9 exons. Bases 245 to 934 code for a protein of 229 amino acids.